This is a messenger RNA of Sciurus carolinensis (gray squirrel), 2528 nucleotides long. It is a transcript of the gene Spata2, whose product is annotated as spermatogenesis associated 2. Lineage: Eukaryota; Metazoa; Chordata; Mammalia; Rodentia; Sciuridae. Gene Ontology annotation, cellular component: cytoplasm. The coding region runs from base 247 to 1809 and encodes 520 amino acids. The transcript is spliced from 3 exons. The record is from RefSeq and is a predicted model, not a curated record. Gene Ontology annotation, biological process: protein linear deubiquitination; regulation of tumor necrosis factor-mediated signaling pathway; protein K63-linked deubiquitination.
CGUCCCUUCCGGGCCGAGUGUUUCCGGGUCGCCGCUGGCCCCGGGGUACUGGUGUAGGUUCCCGCAGCCGGCCGGAGCGGCGAGAGCCCAGCCGGCUCGGCCCCGGUGGCGGCCGCGCCCCGCUGCUUCCCUCGGCGGCGCUCAGGGAGAACUCCCUGGUCCGGCCAGCAGCAUGGCAGUGCUUUCAGUGACGCCCCUGCUUCCAGCCCAGCAGCCAUGGCGGAGGUAAGGUAGCCCCCGGAGCAGAUGGGGAAGCCCAGCUCGAUGGAUACGAAGUACAAGGAUGACUUGUUUCGGAAGUACGUGCAGUUCCACGAGAGCAAAGUGGACGCCACCCCCAGCAAGCUGCGGCCUGGCGGCGACGAGCACCUGCGGGCGGCGGCCUCGACCCUGCUCAGCCUGCACAAGGUGGAUCCCUUCUAUCGAUUCCGGCUGAUCCAGUUCUAUGAGGUGGUGGAGAGCUCCCUGCGCUCGCUCGGCGGCUCCAGCCUGCGGGCCUUGCACUGCGCCUUCAGCCUGCUGGAGACCGUGGCCGUCAACCUCUUCCUCUACCCGUGGAAGAAGGAGUUCCGAAGCAUCAAGACCUACACAGGCCCUUUCGUUUACUACGUCAAGUCGACGCUGCUGGAAGAGGACAUCCAAGCCAUCCUGAGCUACCUGGGCUACGUGCCUGAGCUGGGCUCUGCAUACAAGCUCAAGGAGCUCGUGGAGACCCUCCAGGUGAAGAUGGUCUCCUUCGAGCUCUUUCUGGCCAAGGUCGAGUGUGAGCAGAUGCUGGAGAUCCACUCGCAGGUGAAGGAUAAGGGCUACUCUGAGCUGGACGUGGUGAGUGAGCGCAAGAGCAGCACGGAGGACGUGCGCGGCUGUUCGGAUGCGUUGCGGCGGCGGGCUGAGGGUAGGGAGCACCUGACCACGUCCAUGGCCCGUGUGGCACUCCAGAAGUCCGCCAGUGAGCGGGCAGCCAAGGACUACUGCAAGCCUCGUGUGACCAAGCCGUCCAGGUCAGUGGACGCCUACGACAGCUACCGGGAGAGCAGGAAGCCACCCUCAAAGGCCUCGCUGAGCUUGCGGAGGGAGCCCGUGGUGGCAGACCUGGGCGACGGCUUGGAGGACGAGAUCAUCCGCCCGUCCCCCUCACUCCUGACCAUGUCCAGCUCCCCCCAUGGCAGCCCAGACGACCUUCCACCCACCUCCCCCAACAAUGGCCUUGGCCUGCUGCGCAGCACGUACUUCUCCGCGCAGGAUGACGUGGAUCUGUACACGGACUCAGAACCCAGGGCCACGUACCGCAGGCAGGAUGCUCUGCGCCCGGAUGUGUGGCUGGUCAGGAACGAUGCCCACCCCAUCUACCACAAGCGCCCACCCCCCGCCAAAGAGUCUGCCCUCUCCAAGUGCCAAAACUGCGGCCUGUCCUGCAGCUCCUCCCUCUGCCAGCGCUGUGACAGCCUGCUUGUCUGUCCUUCGGCCCCCAAGUCCAGCGCCUUCCCCAGCAAGGCCUCUGCCCACGACAGCCUGGCCCACGGGGCACCUCUGCGGGAGAAGUACGCAGGCCAGACUCAGGGCCUUGACCGGCUGCCACCCCUCCACUCGAAGCCCAAGCCCUCCAUCACGGCCACCUCCCGCUGUGGCUUCUGCAACCGCCCGGGUGCCACCAACACCUGCACCCAGUGUUCAAAAGUCUCCUGUGAGGCCUGCCUCAGCGCCUACCAUUACGACCCCUGCUGCAAAAAGAACGAGCUGCACAAGUUCAUGCCCAACAGCCAGCUGAGCUACAGGUCCUCGCAGCUCUCCCACCUCGUGCACAGGUAGGCUGUGCUGCUCCCCGCUACAAGGGCUACACCACUCACCUUCGGCUGCCUGGCGAGGAAGAAUGGCCGCCGAUCAGGAGCAGAGCUGCGCUUGGCCCCGUGGGUCGUGGGAUCGGCCAGCCGCCCCCACCCGAGAGCUUACUUGGGACUCGUUCCAGCCGAUGGCUGCUUGCAUCUGCGAGGGAGAGGGUGGCGCUCCGUUCAGAUUCACUGCUGCUGAUCACUCCCUGUUUGGUUGGGUUCUGUUUUCAUUUUUCCUUUCAAGAGGGUCCUGUUCUGGGACUGCCCCUCCCACUGCGAAGCCAACUGGGACUGGGAAAGGCCCUUUGGGUCGCCUCCAAGCGUCCACUGCAGCAGCGAGCUAGAGGCCUGUUGGCUUGUGAAAUGAGCCCUCCUGCCACACUGGGCCUCUCCUGACGGCUCACCCCUUCGGCCAUCCUGUGCCCCAGUACAAGGAUCCCCAGCCAGACCCCUGCUGCCUGGCUUCCCUGCCUCUGCAGGGGUCCAGGGUGGACCAGGUCCAGUAUUAGCAGAUCGCCCUUUUGUUGCCACCGCAGCUCAGUCCGCCCGUGGUGUUUGUGAACUUCACCCCACACGUUGAAGUGCGUGCUUCCCACGGCGGGACUGGCUUCGCCCCUUUCUGUUGUUUGCACACAUCCCUCUUACUGUACUGUAAAUAGAUAUUUUUGAGAUUUAUUUUUAAAUAAAUAUUCAACUUGC